AUGGCUACCGACGGACAACCAAGCACGAUGCAAUGGCAUAACCGAGAGAGAUGCCGCAGCUGUCCUCGUUGGAUCAACACUCUCCCCUGCUUUAAGUGCGAAUGCUCCUACUACUGCAGUAGGGAAUGCUUCGCAGUGGAUAUAAAGAUUCAUGGUACUCUCUGCAAGUCAUUCGCGCACUUCAAGAACAGACCCGAACCCAACGUACGUCGUGCCAUCUUNUUUCCGGCCGACCGGCCCAAUCCCGAGUUCGUAUGGCUGGAAAUGGACAAACGAUAUGCCUACAAUCAACCUGAUCUUGCCGCUAUGCGAAAGAGAUUCCUCGGAGGUUUGAGCGAGGGCUAUGUAUGGCCGGUCGAAACCCACACAGAUAUCGUCCUCAUGACAGAAAUACGUCCUCAAAUCAUAGUCGGAUGUCGCCCGGAGCCUCCUUCGAGCCAACUCAACAAAAGCGUCUGUACGUUGAUUGGCGACAGGAACCACGAACUGAGAGGGCCAUUCAUUGCGUAUGGUCAAACCACACAAGAGGAUGAAGAUGGAGAGAGUCAUCAUGUUGUCACAGAUCUUGACACAACACACCUUACGCCAAUCACCAACAACUUCUUGGCUAGCCAUCAAACUGAGGCAAUGACUACAACCGCCGUACAAAUCUACAGCAAUGGAGUACAGAGAAAAUUGGGCCAUUGUUCCAGCUCCAUGGACUUUCCCUCUUUGCACGCAUUCGAAUUGGGUGUCGUAUCUCAGAUUUCGGUACUCUAUGGCAUGCCCCUCACGAUCAUUUUCCCUCAGCGAUUCGGAGAUGAAUUCCCCAACACAAAUGGGCUUCAGGAACACAUGGAGAAUAUUCGUCGUGCGCAGCCUCCAGACUCUGGCAAUAGGCUAGCAGCACUCCUAAUGAUGGAAAUCGGCACCUCUAUGAAUGCGUUUGCCCAAGAUUUUGGCACAAUCCCUGAGAAGUACGUAUCAUGUUCUUUUUCUUCGUAUCUCCACGGUCAAGAAUCAGUCACAGCUAAUACGCUAGUCGAAUCAGAUACCGCUCUAAANCACUUGGGAAAAGCCAUCGUCAUACGAAGAGACUUGAAACCUCUAACAACAGACUAUGUGAAGAACUUUUGUGCUUGGAUCGACGAGGAUCUGCUCCCAAUGUUUACCGAUCUCAACGGGCAAAUCAAGGGUGCUUUGGCCACCGAUCUCGACGAUGAGGACCCCAAAGCAUGGCAACGAGCUGCUGACUUGAUGGAUUUGCGCGACAAAAUGUUGAAUCGCUGUACGAGAAAAAGGUUCUACAAUUGGUUGAUGACUGAGAAGGGAUUGAGUUUGGGUGUGUUGGGUAAAUAA
Molecule: messenger RNA, 1338 nt
Organism: Aureobasidium uvarum
Lineage: Eukaryota; Fungi; Ascomycota; Dothideomycetes; Dothideales; Saccotheciaceae
Source: the annotation of a GenBank genome assembly